CGCAUUCCCGUCGCUUCUAAAACUGUCGGCGGAAAACCACCAAUCGUUUCUUUUCACAGGGAGAUAGCGAGAGAGAGAGAGGUCGAGUGGGCGUUCGGGUCGCGAAGGGAGGGAGGCGGCGGAUCUGGGGAGGCGAGGAUCAUGAGGAGAACGGGGUCGGACGGGGGACCGGCGGCGGAGUUGGAGGAGGCGGGGAGGGAGGUGGAGUGGGAGAUGAGACCCGGGGGGAUGCUGGUCCAGAAGCGGCCGGCGGAUCCCGGGGCUGCGGCGGCGCCGGAGGUGCGAGUGCGGAUCUCGUACGGCCCUGCCAGGUACGAGGUGUCCGUCAGCUCCCUCGCCACCUUCGGGGAGUUGAAGAAGCUUCUGACGGCGGAGACGGGGUUGCAGCCGGGGGAGCAGAGGCUGAUGUACAGAGGGAAGGAGAGGAGGGACGGCGAAUACCUGGAUCUUUGUGGAGUGAAGAACCUGUCGAAGAUGGUGUUGGUCCAGGACCCGACGAGCCUCGAGAGGAGAUACGUGGAGAUGAGGAGGAAUGCCAGGAUCCAUAGCGCCCAACGAACCAUCUCCGACGUAUCUCUGGAGGUCGACAAGUUGGCCGACCAGGUUACUGCCAUAGAGAAAUCUAUAUCCAAUGGGAAUAAGGUAGCAGAAGUACAGAUCACAACAUUGAUAGAAUUGCUUAUGAGACAAGCAGUCAAACUAGAUUGUAUCCCUACUGAAGGAGACGCUUCUUCCCAGAAAAAUCUACAGGCUAAGAGGGUGCAAAAGUGUGUUGAAAUUUUAGAUGUUCUCAAGAUCUCAAAUGCCAGAUUAAAUCCUGUGGUCAUUACAACUAAGUGGGAAAUAUUUGAUCCCCCAACAACGACACGAUGGGAAUUUUUUGACUGAAGAUUCUCUAGUUUUACCCUGCUCAUCUUUCAUUCGUUUAAUGUACCUUAUAGCUGAUAGGCCAUGAACAAGCUAAGUGUAUUCAUACCUUCUAUCAAUUGAUUGACUCAAUAAAAGCACUGUCUCUGCCAUUCAUGGUUUAUCAUUCUAA
This is a messenger RNA of Phoenix dactylifera (date palm), 1039 nucleotides long. Its product is annotated as BAG family molecular chaperone regulator 1-like. Gene Ontology annotation, cellular component: cytoplasm. Gene Ontology annotation, biological process: protein stabilization. The record is from RefSeq and is a predicted model, not a curated record. Gene Ontology annotation, molecular function: adenyl-nucleotide exchange factor activity; protein-folding chaperone binding. NCBI's taxonomy places the organism in Eukaryota, Viridiplantae, Streptophyta, Magnoliopsida, Arecales, Arecaceae.